Artibeus jamaicensis (Jamaican fruit-eating bat) is the source of this 2367-nucleotide messenger RNA. RefSeq names its product ermin (gene ERMN). Gene Ontology annotation, biological process: actin filament organization; morphogenesis of a branching structure; regulation of cell shape. NCBI's taxonomy places the organism in Eukaryota, Metazoa, Chordata, Mammalia, Chiroptera, Phyllostomidae. Gene Ontology annotation, molecular function: actin filament binding. The coding region runs from base 285 to 1115 and encodes 276 amino acids. The transcript is spliced from 3 exons. The record is from RefSeq and is a predicted model, not a curated record. Gene Ontology annotation, cellular component: neuronal cell body; internode region of axon; cell cortex.
UAAAUCAAAAGGCAGCCAUUAAUUCUGCAAGUGGGACUGCUAAGCAACAAAGAAAGUGGCGGUUGGCCGAUUAGUGGGCUGGUGGCAAAUCUGACAAAUCCUAUUGCUUUCGUUCCAAGCUCCAUCUGGGCACCUGUAGAAAAAAGAAGCUAGUCAUUAUGCACUAAAGUAAAUGUUCUUGGAGUAGGAGUUGGAACUAUAGGACUUGAAGGCAACGAAACGUAUCAUCCAGGAUCUGCUUGCUCAGUUUCCUCAGAGCUCUAAGUUGGACUCAACUGCACAUCAUGACAGAUGCUCCAGUGGCAUUCAGUCAGGUGGAGUGUAACGGGGACAUACCACCUGGAAAUGGUAAACCACUGAUCACUGAGGCCCAUGAGCCAGUCAGUGAUGUGGGGAGCACCCCACCCUACCUCAGGGUAGAACCCAGUCUUGCAGAUUCACUCACAGAAGGAAAUGGGGAGGAAAGUGAAAAACUACGAGGGAAGAAAAUGCUUAACUGGUCCAUGGAUGAGAAGAUUCUAAAAGAAAAACCAGAAGAGAAUCUCUUUACUGUUCAUAAGGCCAUCACAGAUCUUUCUCUCGAAGAAACAAGUGUUGAUGAAACGACAUUCAGAGAAGGGCAUCAGUGGGAGAAGAUUCCUCUGAGCGGCAAUAACAUGGAAAUAAGUGGACAAAAGGAAAGAAUCAUUGAACAGCCUCUAGAAGAAAGAGAAGAUGAGGGUAGGAAGAACAUAGCUUACCAGGCAACUGAAAUUGAAUGGCUGGGAUUUCAAAAGCCUCGCCAAGUUGAUGUGGUACAUGAAGAGGAGCAAGAGGUUUGGGAUGAAGAAAUUAACAAUGAAGACGAUGAUGAAGAUGAAGUUCGAGUGAUAGAAUUUAAGAAAAAACAUGAAGAGGGUUCUCCCUUAAAAGAGGAAGGUUAUCCAAGUGAGGACUCCCCAACAAGCAGCUCCAGUUCCCAGCCCGUGACUCCGGAUGAGCAGCCAGCUUUUGGGAAGAAGGGUGAUAUUUCCAGAAGUACUUAUUCAAGAUACAAUACAAUAUCCUAUCGAAAAAUCAGGAAGGGGAAUACCAAGCAAAGAAUUGAUGAAUUUGAGUCCAUGAUGCAUUUAUGAACUAACUGGAUCUGAGAGGUUCUCAGGCCCACUAAUGCAGAAGCUAAUUCUAUCUUCCUGAGAUGUAUCUUUGUGUGCCUUAUUCCGCUUAUCUGCUUUAAAGAUACGGAAACUUACUUUCUGUGUUUCUGUAGAAUAAUGUGAAAAUAACCCGAGACAAAAUUCAGUCUGGUAACUUGAAAUCAAAACCUUUAAUUUGUGGACAUUUGCUUUUUAAAAAUUCCACUAACAUAGCAUUAUGGGAUAAGCCCUAAACAGCCAGAACCCUGGGGAAUCUGGCAUAAUUUGGCUUUAAAAGGACCAGUGCUGGGACAUGUAUUCAUUAAGUGAAGAGAACUAUUUGAAAUGGUUCCUAUAUUUUUUCUGGGGUCUUUCUUCCUGUACCUUGAAGCUGAUAGUAAGUCUGUUGUUAACUCUUUCUCAACUUUUAAACACUAUUUUCUAGACUCUGGCAAUAAACUUUUCAAAAUACUUUGCCUUUCCUAUUAUCUUCAAAAAAAUUGAAGUGGUUUUCUUGGUAUUCGUAGAGUGAAAAUUCUGUAUGGGCCUUCUUCCUCAGUGUUACCAUUCACUGAAUUUUCUCACUAGAGGAGCUGAACAAUUGGCAGGAGAAUUCUGUUUACUAAAUGUUGCCUUUAUGCUCUCAAGAUGAAUUCAACCCAUUGUGAAGUAGACACAGGGAAGGGCUAUAAAAUUGGUGGGCAAUAGACUAGAGUUUUAUUGGAUAACUUUAUUUCUGUGAUGGAAAAUAAAAUCUUAUCCAGCAAAGUUAAUGGCAUUAAAAAUGAAAAUGAGAGCUUUAUCACAUUUUAAGGAAAAUACUCCCCCCUUAUUAUCAUGCUUUCCCUUAUUAAUAAUAUGUAGAAUAAUUUUCUUUCCUAAGAAACUCUAGUCAUAACUGUACUAGUUACUAUGAAAAUGGAAGUAAUUAACUUAGAAUAUUCUCAAAGUAGAGUGUGAGUAUAUAUUUUUAGUGAGAAAGCUCUGAUAGUUGUUGGGAAUAUAUAAUUUAUUGGACCUAGCCCAAAUCGAGAUGCUUAAAAUUGUGCCUAUGGAGUUUAAUCAAACCAGUGUGUCAAAUAAUGUAUUGAAUAUUUAUGAAAAUGAAGUCUAUAUUUAUAUAGAUUUCUUAGAUAGUUUCAUAAUUUUUCUAUUUCAUGCCUCCAUAUAUAUUACCAUGUACUUUCUGUCACUACAGAUGAAGAUUUUUUUUUGGCCCUGCAAAUAAAAAGACAAUUCCUUAUUGUCUGAA